AAAAAAAAAACUAUUUUCCGUUAAUUCUCGUCGUGUGGAGCGAAGAAGAGAAACGGAGAGGAAUGUAAGGUGACCAAAGUGCGCGGUGUGUAUUUAUCUAUUUAAAGUCAAUAAUUUCCCGUGUGUACUAUACGUGUGUACAGCACCUUCCCGCCAUUAUCGCAUCGCGUAGUGUUUCCAUUCUUAAUGGUGGAGCUGCUUGACUCCCCUCCGUAGUGGCGCAAUGGACUCGUCCAUCCGUUUUCAGUCUCGUUCACGGGACGACGAUUAUUCGUGUUGACGAUCAGAGUUCGCGGGCGGCUCGGCGUGGGGCGUAGUGAAAAAAUCGCAUGAAUUUUCUCGACCGGCCGACAAGAGGAGUUAUGUGCCGAAAUACGUAUCGUCGCGUUGAGUGACUUGCCGCGCGCGCUGUAUUGUUUGGGUUCGGCCAUUUUCGAGUGGGGAAGGUUAGGGAGUGAGCGAUAAGCGUUCGCGCCGCACGCCGGGAGUGUAUACAAGAGUCGUUGUCGUUCGAUAUCGCGCUGGCGAUCGACAGUGCUUGCACGCCCGUGCGUCCAUGCAGCCGCAAUCGUGCGACGUGAGGCCGUAAACAUCGCCGCGCAAAUCCGCCUUUGUCAGCCAUGUGCAUUGCGGCGCAUCGUUCAAAACGUUCUCGCACCCCCGUGGCAGUCGGCCAAUGCGGCGCCGAGCGCCGUAGCCACGUGACUACGGUCGGCCAAUCGUGGUGAUGGGAUUUGAAAUCGUGCGUGGUCUUUGUUCACGGGCCUGCUCGUUGCCUCAGUUCCGUCAAGGGGCACCCGUGUCGGUGUUUCGUUUAUACAUGGUCGCUGCCGAAAAUCGUGCGACUCGUUCGCUUAAAUAUAUGUGUGAAAGUGGUGGAUACGCGCGACAAGAGCAGCUUGAUUCGGGGAUCGUCGAGCAUACGGUGUCGAUACACGUCAAGUGAAUGGAACUGGACACGAUAAAUGUGUAUAGCAGCGCGGGGAUGGAGCGGGAAUUGUCCAGCGAUCCGUGGGACUGCCUAUUCGGCAGUGACAGCAUCUCCGACGCCUUCCAGGAUCAUCCUGAUAUGUUUCACAUGGACAUCCGCCGUUGCGACAGCAUAGGUCGAUUCGGCUGGAGCCACGGCUUCGACUUCGGUGACGUUCUGACCGAAGCCGAAGACAAUCCGAUCGGCUUCAACGAAAAGAGCUACAGUUCGAACAGCAAUCUGGAGGAACUGCAUCUGGACAGCGACAGUGAGCUGGCGUUGACACUGGAUCCGAAUCUAAUAUUGCCGCGCAACAUGUCCAUGCCGAUCCGCAGCCCCGUGUCGAACGGCGAAGCGGCAAUGUUGGAGACGGCGAGCGUGGAGGACGUAGCCGGCCACGAGGAGGAAGAAACGGAGAACGAAAGCGAGGCCGAGCGUACCGAAAACGAUGAGGAAAGCGGCGAAGAAGAGGAGGAGGCCGAGAACGAGGAGAAUGAACUGAAUCGAACGGAGUAUGAGACGGAGGAAGAAGAAACGGAGGACGAGGAGGAGGAGGAGGAGGAGGAGGAGGAGGAGGAGGAGGAGACGGAAGACGAUGAGCAGGACGGGAUCGGUCAGCGAUCGCUCACGCCGUCGAACGUGGAAGCGCCAACGUCGUUGUCAUCGUCGUCAGCUGGCAUCGCCGCCAGGACUCUAACCGCCACUUCGUCGCCGACGAUACAGCUGACGAGGAUGCAGAUACAGCAUCCGAAGAUGAGCACCGUGUCGAGCACGGUGAAGGUGCACGACAUCAAGGUGCUGGCCGCCAGCCCGGGCAACCAACCGUCGCAGCACAUACGCAAGCAGAUCUACAACAAUAAUUUGCACGACGUUAGCCCAGGCGCGACGACGGUAAUGAUACAGACGAAACGCGAGAAAGAGCCGGUGGUGGGACACCGUGACAAUCCUUACCCGAAGCCCGCGUACUCGUACUCGUGUCUCAUCGCCAUGGCGUUGAAGAACAGCCGGACAGGAUCGUUGCCGGUCUCCGAGAUCUACAAUUUUAUGUGCCGACACUUUCCGUACUUCACAACUGCGCCGAACGGCUGGAAGAAUUCUGUGAGGCAUAAUCUGUCGCUGAAUAAAUGCUUCGAAAAGAUCGAAAAACCGCCGGGUAACGGCAGUCAGCGGAAGGGUUGCCUGUGGGCGAUUCAUCCGACGAAAACGGCAAAGAUGGACGAGGAGGUGCGAAAAUGGUCGAGGAAGGACCCAAUGGCGAUCAAGCGGGCCAUGGUGCAUCCCGACCAUUUGGAGCUCCUCGAACGGGGUGAAAUGAAGUACGAAGGGGACGAUAGAUACGAUGAGAUGUACGAAGACGCGGAGAGUUACGGGGGAUCGGAAACAGCCGGUUCGGCGGAAGACGAGCCGAUGAACGACGAGGAGAACGUUGCGUACGACGAUACGAAGAACGAUAUCGACAUCGUCGAUGACGACAUCGUUGUGGAGCAUCUUUAUGAGGAUAUCGACCUCGUGGAUGCCGCCGAGCUGCUUGACACGCGACUGAGCGACUUCCCUAAGCAGGAGGAGCCCCUCGUGUACGAGGUGGUGUCGUGCGCGAAGCGCCAAAAGACGCUCUCGACUUCGCAGACCGAUUAUGUCUACCAACAGGUCGAUGCGUCGCCCCGGCGAAAAGCGCACCUUGUCGCGCUACGGAGCGGAACCGCUCCGGGCACCGGAUCGUUCCUCGAGAGCGAUUAGAUCUAGAUAUUGUACAAUCGAUGCGACACGCGAGGUGUACUAUACCUUUUUUUAUUACUAGAAUAGAUUGUAAAUAAUUGUGUACUCUACUUUUUUAUACAAGUUUGUACAUAAUUGCGUUUUAUAUAAUAAUGUAUUUUUUUUAUACAGCGCGUUAGGAAUAUUGUAAAUAAUUGUAGUUUUUAUG
This is a messenger RNA of Linepithema humile (Argentine ant), 2894 nucleotides long. Lineage: Eukaryota; Metazoa; Arthropoda; Insecta; Hymenoptera; Formicidae. The record is from RefSeq and is a predicted model, not a curated record.